Penicillium cosmopolitanum is the source of this 243-nucleotide messenger RNA. RefSeq names its product 67 kDa myosin-cross-reactive antigen family protein. The coding region runs from base 1 to 243 and encodes 80 amino acids. Gene Ontology annotation, biological process: fatty acid metabolic process. Gene Ontology annotation, molecular function: FAD binding; oleate hydratase activity. Lineage: Eukaryota; Fungi; Ascomycota; Eurotiomycetes; Eurotiales; Aspergillaceae. The record is from RefSeq and is a predicted model, not a curated record. The transcript has a single exon.
AUGCCACUCGCGACAGCGCAGUACCUAAAGCGAGACGAAGGCGACCGCCCAAGUACGAUUCCCGACAACGUGCAAAAUAUGGCGCUCAUCGUCCAAUUUGUGGGCCUCCCUGACGAUACCGUGUUUUCUAUGGAGUACAACGUCCGCGGCGCACAAACGGCUGCAUAUCACUUGAUGGGCCUGGAUAAGAAGCCGAAAGCACACAAAGGCUACUGGGACAGCUUUUGGACGAUUUUACUCUGA